Messenger RNA from Melampsora larici-populina 98AG31, 465 nucleotides. RefSeq lists its product as uncharacterized. Lineage: Eukaryota; Fungi; Basidiomycota; Pucciniomycetes; Pucciniales; Melampsoraceae. The coding region runs from base 1 to 465 and encodes 154 amino acids. The transcript is spliced from 4 exons. The record is from RefSeq and is a predicted model, not a curated record.
AUGUCUAACAUGGUGUUGAUUGUAUGCGUUUCAGAUCGUCCAAAGAAACGUGGUCAAAAACGAACCAGGAGUCCUCCUUAUUCGGAUGAUACACAAGAGGGUCUCCAUAGGACAGGAAACACUCAAACCAAUUUGCACAAAGCGAGCAAAAUUCCUGAGACAUGUACACCUAUAUUUGAAAGAAGAAGCAUGUUUAGCCCAGAAAUAUCGCUUUGGCCAAUGGGAAGUCCCGAGCCUAUACCUCCUGCAGAUGAAUUCAGAACCCUUGAAGGCAACAAAAUUAAGAGUAUCUUGUGUGUGGCUUCCCGUCUAAAGGAGAUGAUGCCCAAGCAAGUGUCUCGAGAACACAAACUUCCAGCCGAUGAUUGCGACCCGCAAGGAAAAGUCUUUCGCAGACUCAGAAAGGGAAUCAAAUUGCGGUUCUCGUUUCGUUUUAGUGAUUCCCGAGCUUCAGAUACCGAAUAG